AUGAGCGCCUCUGCCGUUUCUUCAUCCGAAUUAGAAGAUACAUGCACGGAUGAUACAGAAGAAGCGGAGAAAGAAUGUAGUAAGGAGGAAUACAAGGAGCUAUCUUGGAUAGCGAAUGAGAGGAUCGCACUAUGGAGAGGGAGUUUAGAGAGAGUUGCGUUCAUUCACGAUGACGCCAAGCACGAUGAUAUACUAGAAUGGUACGCUAAGGAAAGUACAGGUUGCCGACAGGGUGAUGCUUAG
This is a messenger RNA of Marasmius oreades (fairy-ring Marasmius), 243 nucleotides long. RefSeq lists its product as uncharacterized. The transcript has 2 exons. The coding region runs from base 1 to 243 and encodes 80 amino acids. The record is from RefSeq and is a predicted model, not a curated record. Lineage: Eukaryota; Fungi; Basidiomycota; Agaricomycetes; Agaricales; Marasmiaceae.